Aspergillus pseudonomiae is the source of this 540-nucleotide messenger RNA. RefSeq lists its product as uncharacterized. Bases 1 to 540 code for a protein of 179 amino acids. The transcript has a single exon. Lineage: Eukaryota; Fungi; Ascomycota; Eurotiomycetes; Eurotiales; Aspergillaceae. The record is from RefSeq and is a predicted model, not a curated record.
AUGUCAAACGGGACCUCCACGGUUUCCUCUACCUCCUCCACCACAUCUCCAACUUCGACAUCAAACUCCACUUCCACUUCCACAACACUGUCUGUCUCGUCGCCGACCACGUCAGCGACAGCACCAGCUACAGAGUCAAAACAAGGACUCUCGGGAUCUCAGAUAGGAGGGAUAGUCGGCGGUGUUGUUGGCGCGGCGUUCCUGCUCGGGGUUAUCGCGCUGUUUCUUUUCUUUCGUCGGCGGACGGGCAAGAGAGAUCUUGCACAGGAGGGUCCGGAUGCUCAGGGACCUGCUUCGGAGGCGGGUAAGCCGGUGGUGGAGGAGGACGUGGGGAAGGACGUGCCGAUGCUUGAGGGGACUAUGAGGCAGGAGAUGGAUGCGCAGGGCGGGGCGGCGUUGCAUGAGAUGGAAGGGGCCAGUGGACGGGGGGUAGUUGGGGUCGGUGGUGAGAAGGGGGCUGGUCUGUCGGAGUUGGAGGGACAGAGGACGGUUGUUGCUGAGUUGGAUGGAGCGUCUGUUGUUCGGGGUUCUGGUGGGUGA